This is a messenger RNA of Microthlaspi erraticum, 1737 nucleotides long. NCBI's taxonomy places the organism in Eukaryota, Viridiplantae, Streptophyta, Magnoliopsida, Brassicales, Brassicaceae. The record is from the annotation of a GenBank genome assembly.
AUGUCGGAGACAUUCAAAGUGUGCUUCUGUUGCAGCAGAAGCUUCAAGGAGAAAACGAGGCAGCCGGUACCAGGGAGCAUCAAGAGGCUCUUCGAAGCUUACUCAAGAAACGGCAAGAUGUCUUCCGAUGAGCUGCUUAGGUUUGUGAGCGAAAUCCAAGGAGAAGGGCGCGCAGGGGUGGAGCACGUGCAGGAAAUCUUCAACAGCGUUAAACACCACAACGUUUUUCAUAUACAUGGACUUGUUCAUCUCAACGCCUUCUAUCGCUACCUCUUUAGCGAUGCAAACUCUCCUCUUCCCUUGUCUCGCCAGGUGCAUCAUGACAUGAAGGCCCCGUUAUCGCAUUACUUUGUGUACACGGGACACAACUCUUACUUGACUGGGAACCAAGUGAACAGCAGAAGCAGCGUAGAGCCCAUCGUCCACGCUCUAAGAAAAGGUGUCAAAGUGAUCGAGCUCGACUUGUGGCCCAACCCUUCUGGGAACGCUCCCGAAGUUCGUCAUGGCGGGACACUUACAUCGCAUGAAGAUUUGCAGAAAUGUCUCAACGCCAUAAAGGAUAACGCCUUUCAUGUGUCUGAUUAUCCUGUCAUCAUUACUCUCGAAGAUCAUUUGUCACCUACUCUUCAAGCUCAAGUUGCCAAGAUGUUAACUAAAACAUUCAGAGGGAUGUUGUAUCGUUGUGGCUCAGAGAGUUAUAAGCAUUUUCCAUCACCAGAAGAACUAAAGAAGAAGAUUCUGAUUUCUACAAAGCCUCCAAAGGAGUAUCUUGAGAGCCAGGCUGUUCAGGUGGUCUCAAGAACUCCAAUGCAUCAUAAAGAGACUUCGUGGAGCAGACCAGCAAGUGGUGCUAAUAUGGCAUGGAGAGGAGAAAACAAGAAUCCUAAAGAGGAAGGAGAGGAGAGUGAAGCAGUUGGAUAUAAAGACUUGAUAGCGGUUCAGGCUGGGAACUGCAAAGGUGGUUUGGAAAAUUGCUUGAGGGAUGAUCCAAAGAAGCCUCGAAGGAUAAGCAUGGACGAGCAGCUGCUAGAGACUGUGGUUAGAGCUAGAGGAACUGAUGUUGUAAGGUUUACACAGAGGAAUAUUGUGAGGAUAUAUCCAAAAGGGACAAGACUGGACUCAUCAAAUUACGAUCCUCUUGUAGGAUGGACACACGGUGCUCAAAUGGUUGCUUUUAACAUGCAAGGACAUGGGAAGCAACUAUGGAUAAUGCAAGGCAUGUUCAGAGGCAAUGGUGGAUGUGGCUACCUUAAAAAGCCUCGCAUUUUGCUGGACACGCAGACACUCUUUGAACCCUCCAAAAGGCAAACCAUCAAGACCACUCUCAAGGUGAAGAUCUUCACAGGCGAAGGAUGGGAUCUGGAUUUCCCUCACACACACUUCGAUCAGUACUCUCCUCCUGAUUUCUUCGUCAAGGUUGGAACAGUAGGAGUUGCGAGAGACAGCAUAUCUUACAGAACGGAGACAGCGGUUGAUCAGUGGUUUCCUACAUGGAAGGAUGAGUUCCUGUUUCAGCUCUCUGUUCCAGAACUGGCCCUUGUGUGGUUCAGAGUGCAAGACUACGACAAUGACACCCAGAAUGACUUCGCCGGACAGACAUGUCUCCCUCUCCCGGAACUGAAGCCCGGAGUUAGAGCCGUCCGGCUACACGAUCGAGCAGGAAAGCCUUACAAAAACGCGAGGCUUCUCGUCAGCUUCUCCUUUGAUCCUCCUUACACCUUUCACAACAUCUCCUGA